UAGAAGCACCUAUCUCUAGCACGUAUAGCGCACCUCUGCAAGAAAGUAAACUGGAUUUUACCGGAUAAAACUGGCCAUUAGCUCGGGAAGGGGUUAACGGGAGUCCACAUUACACAACUUACUGACUGCGAGCCACUCUGCGUAGUUUCUCGCUCGCUAACCCUACACUGUAGACAACUUGAAAACAUGGUUAAAAAACAAACAACAAUCCAGAGUAAUAUUUUUAAAAACGUGAAAAUAUCUUACUAUUUGAUAUUAUAAAGUCGCAUAAUUAUCUCAAUAAGUAAACCAGAGCAAUAUGGUUCGCCGUCAACGUGAACAGAGCACAACCGAAGACGAAAUUGUAAUUGACACCCCGCCUCAAAAGAAGCAUAAAAGGCAUAAACAUAAAAAGCACAAGAAAAGGAAAAUCGAAGAUGAUUUCGACAGUGACACAUCGAUUGAUGUCGCGUACGAAGACGCGAUGGAUAAACCUUAUAAAAUUAAAACGAAAUCUGGCAAGGACGUGCCAGGAACCUCCGCUGCGGAUCUUCUGAAAGCUCAAACAAUGAAAUCGUCGUCAGAUUCAAGAAGAUCAAUGCCUGGCUCAUCAUCAAGUACCCCACCUAAACCAUCCACAUCAAAAAAGAAGAAGAAAGGGCGAGAUAGUGGAACUUCAAGUGAAGAAGAGAGGUGGUUAGAUGCUAUUAAAUCUGGGAAGCUUGAAGAAGUUGAUGAAGAACUUAAGAAAAUUAAGCCUAAGGAUCCUAAAAUGAUGACAGCUAGACAAAGAGCUAUGUAUGAAAGAGGCACAGAUAAAGAACCACUACCUGGAGGUGAGGUUCUGCUGGCAUUACCUUCAGGAUACAAAGAAAAAGUUAUGACUGCCGAAGCCAUACAAAAAGCAGCACUUAAGUCUCAAAAACGCAAACAAAUGGCAGACGAAAAGAGAGAAAAAGAUAAAAAGAAAACUAUGGAUCGGUUGCUUAAAAAACAGGAAUCCAAGAAUUUGAAAAAUGCUCAGAAAGGCAAACCUCCAAAAAAGAUAGAGCCUAUGAUUGUUUACAAGAAUAAUAAUAAUGAAAUAACACUGUCACUGCCAGUAGGUGUACCAUUUCCAAUGGAACAAAAAGUUCCAGUGGAACCUCCCCCAGCAGUCACUUGUGGUGUUACUGGAUGUGAAAAUGCAAAAAAGUAUAGUUGUUCUAAAACAGGUAUUCCACUUUGUAGUCUUGGAUGUUAUAAGAAAAAUUUAGAAACUGUUUCUACAUAAUAAAUCUAAUUUAUAUA
This is a messenger RNA of Pectinophora gossypiella (pink bollworm), 1269 nucleotides long. RefSeq names its product INO80 complex subunit B. The transcript is spliced from 4 exons. NCBI's taxonomy places the organism in Eukaryota, Metazoa, Arthropoda, Insecta, Lepidoptera, Gelechiidae. Gene Ontology annotation, cellular component: Ino80 complex. The coding region runs from base 299 to 1252 and encodes 317 amino acids. Gene Ontology annotation, biological process: chromatin remodeling. The record is from RefSeq and is a predicted model, not a curated record.